Aspergillus calidoustus is the source of this 1047-nucleotide messenger RNA. The record is from the annotation of a GenBank genome assembly. NCBI's taxonomy places the organism in Eukaryota, Fungi, Ascomycota, Eurotiomycetes, Eurotiales, Aspergillaceae.
AUGGAUACCAAAGCCAACCCCAAGGACUCUAUCAAGUCCACCUGGCGUGAUGGCAGCCGGGAUGAUUGGAACUUUUACCACUUCCUCAUCGACUACUUGAACGUUUACCCCGUCGACCGUGACCAGGAGGUCCCCGUGCACACAAAGGACGAGAAGGUACCCUACGUACCCCAGUGGUCUCUUCAUCGUUGGGUGCUCUUCUAUUCAGCCAUCCCACUUGCCGUUCAUCAAGUUUAUUCGUCCUAUACUGGGCGCACUCUUGGCCCCAUCGCAGCCUUCAACUGGUAUUUCUUUGCGUUCAAUGCCAUUGUCAUACACGAAGUCAAGAUUAUUCGCAGGCUUGGUCACAAAUUCGGCUUUCUAGACGGCGACAAACACGAGCGUGAUGGGAUUCCCGAUGUGGGUGUGGGCAAGGUCGUUCAGGCCCUCUACAAGACCACUGGCUCGCGUCUUGCAAUGGGAGUAUAUCUGUCCUACCAUGCGAACCAGCUGCCUUCAACAAUGAGCUGGGCAUGGCUUCCCCUCGAGAUUGGCCUCUAUGGCAUUGUUCUUGACUUUUGGUUCUAUUGGUACCACCGAGCGAUGCACGAUGUGGGCUUUCUGUGGAGGUUUCACCGCACCCACCAUUUGACCAAGCACCCCAACCCCUUGCUUUCGGCCUACGCAGACCACGAACAAGAGUUCUUCGACAUGGUUGGAGUCCCAUUCCUGACUUAUAUGACUUUAAAGGCCUUUGGGCUACCUAUGAGCUUCUACGAGUGGUGGGUCUGCCACCAGUACAUUGCCUUUACCGAGGUCCUGGGACAUAGCGGCCUACGUCUUCACGGAAAUGCACCCUCGACAUUGGGCUGGUUACUAGACCUGCUUGGAGCCGACAUUGUCAUUGAAGAUCACGACCUGCAUCACCGCAAGGGAUACAGAAAGAGUUACAACUAUGGGAAGCAGACCCGCCUUUGGGACCGGAUCUUUGGCACCUGUCACGAUCGGAUCGAGUCAGCAAGGGACAAUGUCGACCAUGUCAACACGGCAGCCAUGCCACUCUUUUGA